Molecule: messenger RNA, 2221 nt
Organism: Conger conger (European conger)
Lineage: Eukaryota; Metazoa; Chordata; Actinopteri; Anguilliformes; Congridae
Gene: oxct1a
Product: 3-oxoacid CoA transferase 1a
Exons: 17
Coding region: 109-1686 (525 amino acids)
Biological process (GO): ketone body catabolic process
Cellular component (GO): mitochondrion
Molecular function (GO): succinyl-CoA:3-oxo-acid CoA-transferase activity
Source: RefSeq, a predicted model, not a curated record
GUAUGUCAUUUGCAGUACCGUUGUAUGACACAGGCUGAUCACUUUUCAAGCCCCGACCCCACGCGCAUCAUCAUCAUAUUGAAAAAAGGAGACGCGAGGCUCUGAAAUAUGGCGGCUUUCAAAGUCUUGUCGACAGCGGAAAAAGUAAUAUUCAGAAAUGUAUCUUCAGCCUUCAGAUCAAACCUCGCUGCGCAUCGAAUGAAUAAGACAUGUAGCUGUUAUUUCUCCACGUCCAGCGGCCGGAAGUCUCGAUUUUACACAGAACCCUCAGAAGCUGUAAAAGACAUUCCCAACGGUGCCACCCUACUGGUGGGAGGGUUCGGCCUGUGUGGGAUUCCUGAGAACCUCAUUCAGAGUUUACUGAAGACGGGAGUGAAGAACCUCACUGCAGUCAGCAAUAAUGCAGGGGUGGAUAACUUUGGGCUGGGCCUGCUCCUACAGUCGCAGCAGAUCAAACGGAUGAUCUCGUCCUACGUGGGAGAGAAUGCAGAGUUUGAGAGACAGUACCUUUCCGGGGAGCUGGAGGUGGAGCUCACGCCCCAGGGCACCCUGGCGGAGAGGAUCCGAGCGGGCGGGGCCGGCAUUCCCGCCUUUUUCACCGCCACGGGCUACGGCACCCUCAUCCAGGAGGGCGGCUCGCCCAUCAAGUACAACAAAGACGGCAGCAUCGCUAUCGCCAGCGAAAAGAGAGAGGUGCAGGAGUUCAACGGUAGGCAUUACAUCAUGGAGAAAGCGAUCACCGGAGACUUUGCGCUGGUCAAGGCCUGGAAGGCAGACAGAGCUGGGAACGUGGUGUUCAGGAAAACAGCCAGGAACUUCAACCAACCGAUGUGCAAAGCUGCCAAAAUCACCAUUGUAGAGGUGGAGGAGAUCGUGGACGUGGGGACGUUUGCCGAGGAGGACAUCCACAUCCCCAGUAUCUACGUGCACCGCGUUGUCAAGGGCGACUGCUACGAGAAGAGGAUAGAGAAAAGAACAGUAAAGAAAGAUCAGUCGGAGAAACCCAAGCCCAAGAAGGAAUCGGACUUGGUUCGAGAGCGGAUCAUUCGCCGGGCAGCUCUGGAGUUUCAAGAUGGCAUGUACGCGAACCUCGGCAUCGGAAUCCCAAUGCUGGCCAGUAACUUCAUCAAACCCGACAUCACCGUCCACCUGCAGAGCGAGAACGGCAUUCUGGGAUUGGGCCCCUACCCAACGGCAGAGAACGUGGACGCUGACCUCAUCAACGCAGGGAAAGAGACCGUCACCGUGCUCCCUGGGGCCGCCUACUUCUCCAGCGACGAGUCCUUCGCCAUGAUCCGAGGGGGUCACAUUAAUCUGACGAUGCUGGGCGCCAUGCAGGUGUCCAAGUACGGUGACCUGGCCAACUGGAUGAUUCCGGGUAAAAUGGUCAAAGGUAUGGGAGGGGCCAUGGACCUUGUUGCCAGCGCUGGGACGAAGGUGGUGGUUACCAUGGAGCAUUCUGCCAAGGGAGGCAAACACAAGAUCCUGGAGAAGUGCAACCUGCCGCUCACCGGGAAGCAGUGUGUGGACCGCAUCAUCACCGAGAAGGCCGUCUUCGACGUCGACCAGGGCAGAGGCCUCACCCUGACCGAGGUGUGGGAGGGGCUGACACCAGAUGACAUCAAGCAAUGCACUGGUACCGAUUUUGAGGUAUCUCCAAACCUAAGACCAAUGCAGCAAAUUUAAAAAUUGAGGAAUCAACAAACGUUUAAUUUAUUUUUUAAUUUUUGAUUUUAUUUGAAAUGGCAAGGAGUUCUCGGUCAUUACCAAAACAAAAAAAUGAAGAAAUGGAAAGCAUUUGAACGGACUGUACGUGGGUGAGGGCAAGUGUCAGAAAUGAGUGAGGCAUCUGAAAUAGCAUUCUCAUUACACAGACCCAACGAGACAGCGAGGGCAUCUAGAAGGUUGAUCAUGCCCGUGGGGUAAGAUAUUUAUCAAGUACUCUGUAGCAAAAUAAUAUCAGGAAUAGACCCUGCCUGCUUCAAUGUGUUACACUGAAAUGAAAGCCUGUCUGUGGCAUUUCAAGCCCAACACUUAUUGGGUUUUAAUUUAGUUUUUAUUAUACCUUUUUGUUUGAAAUGGAGAGUGUGUGUGUUCUUGUUAAAGGUAUUGCACACACCCGCACAAUCCGUGGGUGGUAACACUUGAAAGCCUUACAAUGUUCUAUUUGUUCUGUUCUGCCUUUGUAAAUAUAAUAAAUAUGUUUGAUUCUUAAAUAUCA